Messenger RNA from Harpia harpyja (harpy eagle), 7086 nucleotides. RefSeq names its product RAB44, member RAS oncogene family (gene RAB44). Gene Ontology annotation, molecular function: GTPase activity; GTP binding. The record is from RefSeq and is a predicted model, not a curated record. The coding region runs from base 272 to 6607 and encodes 2111 amino acids. The transcript has 16 exons. Lineage: Eukaryota; Metazoa; Chordata; Aves; Accipitriformes; Accipitridae.
CUUGGGGGGACGGUGACCCUCCGGAUGGGCCCUUCUGGCACCCUGCUUGCAACGCGGCAAACAGGAAACAUGUGAGCACCGGCAGUUGAGUGUAACCCACAAACGGAAAGCCGCCUUGGGUAAGAGAGAAAAUGAGAGCUCGGGCGCCUGGCAGGUCAAACACCUUCAGCACGGGACCAGCAUCCCUCCCGGCCUGGGGACCCUCUCUGUCCUGUGCACCCCAAAACUGAGGGUCCCUCUGGGCACGCAGGUAAGGACUGAGCCGCGAGCCAUGGCGGAGCGCCGGGCGGCCACCAAGGGCCGGCGUAUGGGCUCCAGCCGGCGAAGGCAGCUGCAGGAGGGCUCCGGUGAGACACCGGCAGCAGCUCCCGGCCCCAGCGAGGAGCCGCCGUGGGCAUCCGAAAUGGUGCAGAGAAUGCAGGACUUCUUCAGGAAGCAGGGCAAGGACCAGGCGGGGUUCGUCACCCGCUCAGACAUGCAGAAAUUGCAGGAGGAAGAUUUCCCAUGCAGCACAGAGGAGCUGGAGCUCAUCUUUGAUGGGCUGGAUGCUGCCGGCACCGGGCAGUUAAGCACCGAGGAGUUCACUGCUGGGGUCUGGCAGUUCCUGAGCUCCCAAAAAGCUACCAGGAACCACCGCCGGCGGAAAACGGCAUCCCGGAGGGUCCGCUUGGUCCUCCCCAGCCCAGCGUUGGAUGGGGCGGACAGCGAGGAGCAGAGACACUUUGCUGCCUUCAUGGAGCAGCUGGGCACGGACAACGUCUCUGAAGAACAGGAGAUCUGGCAGCUCUGGGUGAAGCUCCGGGAGGACGAACCCCAGCUCCUGGGCAACCUGGAGGACUUUCUGGCCAAGAUGAGGCACCGCAUCCAAGAAGCCAGGAGCAAGAAGGAGGCUUUGAAGGCGACCCUGAACAAGCGUGUGGCUGAGCAUGACAAGGAGGUGCAGCAGCUCUGUGAGGCCCUGGAGCAGCAGAUUCAGCAGGAGCAGCAGUGGCUGGAGCAGCAGAGCGUGGCCCGGAGCCACCAACACGGAAUGGAGCUGCAGCGAGCGCUGGAUGCCAGCGAGAGGGAGGUGCAGCGCUUGGUCACGGCGCAGAUGGAGCUGGAGACGCGGUGCCGCAGCCUCCGCAGCAUGCAGCAAGCCACCAGCACUGAAAACCGGCAGCUGGAGGAGAGCAACCGGGUGCUGGAGGACCGCCUGCAGCACCUCCACCAGCAGCUCCAGCAGACCCACGGGCGCCUGCAGACAGCGAGGGCUGCGGUGGCUUGGGAGAACGUGGAGGAGCCCGGAGACGGAGUGGCUGCAGAGCUGCCCAGCGAGAUGCCCCUGUCCCCACAGAUGAGUCCGGAGAAGAGUGAGAAGUACCGCUCCGAGAUGCGGACCAGGCUGGGGUCCCAGAGUGGCGAGCCCAAAGUCAAGAGCACCCACCAAGUGGUUUGGGAGAUGCUGCCAGCAGAAAUAAGCCUUUUGGGAGCCCCGCCAAGAGCGAGCUCCGUGGAAGAGGACCCCUUCCCAGAAUUUCUCAAAGAGGAACGCUUUUCUAACCAAAGCUCUUUGCUAAGAGAGAUGAAUGAUGCAAUAGCGGCUCUGAGCAAACAGCUGAAGCCACAGGCACCGGGUACACCCCCUGUGCCGGGAGACGCUGCCUGUCACCCCCAGGAUGAUGCUGAGCCCCAAACGGGGCCGGAGGCAGCCACAGCCCAUGGCACAACCCCCGGGGUCCUGCAAGAGACCCUCCCCGGCCACGUCACUCACGAGCCGUUUGAAGGAGACCUGAAAGAGGGACCAGCCGCAGCUGAGCUUUGUGCUCCGGACACGACACAGGCUGGUGCGUCCGUGGGAGCCAGGCACCGCAGGGCUCAGGAGCCGGGGGCAGAGCAGGGAGAGAGCCCAGAGGAUGCACGGAGGAUGUUAUUCCUGCAGGGAAAGGGCGCUGGUGUGAAGGAGCUGAUGCUAAAGGCGGCUCAGCAUCUGCAAGAAGCACCGGGAGAGAGCACAGAGGCAGGAGAGCAGGCACUGAUGGAGGUGGAGGGAGAAGGAUGGAUGCAGGAAAAAAUAGGUUGGGAAAAGGUACAGCCCCCAGGAGAAGCUGAGGAAGUGGCAUUAAGCCAGGGAGAAAAUCUGGAGACAGGACUGGGGCCACCUGAGCCUGGGGAGGCAGGACUAGCAGCGGGAUGGCAGCUUGCUACAGAUGGGCUUGGCCCAGCUGUGGCUCCAGGAGAGCAUCCACAGCCCCUGGACAUGGGUCUGGGGGAAGAGGCUGACCUGCCAUCGGGGCUCUCAGAGAAACUUGAAAUAAAGCCAGGAGAGCACCUGGAGCCAGAGCCACCAUCCCAGGUUGAGGCACGAAUGGGAGCAGCCCAGAAGGACGGUGUCCUCCCCGAGGUGACAGUGGCUCCUGGCCCCGGGAUGCUGGACGAAGAGCAUGUCAGUGCAGAGGUGCAGCCCCAGGGGGAAACCUUAGAUGCUGACGAGCUGCCAGCCCCAGCUCAGCAUGGAGGGAGCAGCAGAGCCAGGGCCGGGGAAGGGGAGGUGGAGGUAACACAACCCAGGGAGGCAGAACCGCAACCGCAGGGUGAGUCUGCGAGUGGAGAGGCAGGAUGGGGAGGGAGCGUGGGUGCAGAGGUGCCGCUGCCGGCGGCUGUGCCACCCGCCGACAUGCAGGAAGGUGGAGCGGGAACAGAUGUGCAACCGCUGGAGGCCCAGAGCAACGAUGCCAACAGGCAGCUGCUUGCAGAGGUGAAGGUAGCUCUGCAGCCCCUGAGAGAGGCCGGCUGUCUGGGGACGGAGCAGGGAGGGAGCGUAGCUCCAGGUGUGCAACCACUGGAGGAGGAUGAUAAACCAGAGUUAGGGCUGGGGGAGGAAAUGGGUGCUGCUGCAGUGCAUGGUGAGGGUCCUUCCCCAGCAGAAACACCUGCAGGGAGCCCAGAUCUGGGUGGGCUGUUCCCAGUUAAGGCUCAGGCACUGGAAAUGGUGGAGACAGAGGACUCCCAGGCAGACAUGCAGCUGCAUGGAGGUGCCAGCCCAGAAACCCUCCAGGGAGGGGGCGACCGUGCAGCUGUACAUCUCCUGGAGGAGGCUGAGGAUGGGGAACAAGGACACGGUGAGUGUGGGCUGCCACAAGAGGCUUUGCUUUACCCCCAUGGAGUGACGAUCAGGCAGGGAGAGGGGGCUGCUGCUGGUGUGCAGUCCCCUGAGGAGGCUGUAAUGUUGGACAUGCUGGAGGUUCAGAGCUCUGAUGCCAAUGUGCAGCUGCUUGCAGAGGUGGACAAGCUCAGAUUGACCCCAGGAGGGAGCAGUGAGACAGAUCUGCAGCUGCCAAGUGAGGUUAGGUCCCCGGGGACAGAGCAGGGAGGGAGCGUGGCUCCAGAUGUGCAACCCCUGGAUCAGGUUGAUACACCAGCGUUAGUGGAAAUGGUGGAGGCAGAGGACUCCUGGGCAGAGACGCAGCUUCUUGGGGGUGCCAGCCCAGAAACCCCCCAGGGAGGGGGGGACCGUGCAGCCAUGCAGCUUGGGGAUGAGGCUGAGGAUGGGGAACAAAUGCUGGGGGAGCAGGGGCUGCCACAUGAGCCUGUGCUUGAUCCGCAGGGAGCAGGAGUCGGGCGUGGAGAAGGGGCUGGUGCAGGUGUGCAACUGUGGGAGUCGGCUGAAAGCCUGGACUUGCUGGAGGACCAGAGCACUGAUGCCAUCAUGCAGCUGCUUGCAGAGGUGGAUGAGCUCAGAUUGACCCCAGGAGGGAGCAGUGAGACAGAUCUGCAGCUGCCAAGUGAGGUUAGGUCCCCGGGGACAGAGCAGGGAGGGAGUGUGGCUCCAGAUGUGCAACCCCUGGAUCAGGUUGAUACACCAGAGUUAGUGGUAAUGGUGGAGGCAGAGGACUCCUGGGCAGAGAUGCAGCUUCUUGGGGGUGCCAGCCCAGAAACCCCCCAGGGAGGGGGGGACCGUGCAGCCAUGCAGCUUGGGGAUGAGGCUGAGGAUGGGGAACAAGGGCAGGGGGAGCAGGGGCUGCCACAUGAGCCUGUGCUUGAUCCGCAGGGAGCAGGAGUCGGGCGUGGAGAAGGGGCUGGUGCAGGUGUGCAGCCCCCUGAGGAGGCUGUAAUCCUGGACACACUGGAGGUUCAAAGCAGUGAUGCAAACAUGCAGCUGCUUGCAGAGGUGGAUGAGCUCAGAUUGACCCCAGGAGGGAGCAGUGAGACAGAUCUGCAGCCCCUGGGAGAGGCCGGCUCCCUGGGGACAGAGCAAGGAGGGAGCAUGGCUCCAGAUGUGCAUCCCCUGGACCGGGUUGAUAAACCAGAGUUAGUGGAAUUGGAGGCAGAGGACUCCUGGACAGACACACAGCUGCAUGAGGGUCUUGGCCUAGAAGCCCCAUGGGGCAGGAAGGGCAGAAGAGCCGUGCAGCUUGGGGAUGAGGCUGAGGAUGGGGGACAAGGGCUGGGGGAGCAGGGGCUGCCACAUGAGCCUGUGCUUGAUCCGCAAGGAGCAGGAGUUGGGCAGGGAGAGGGGGCUGGUGCCGGUGUGCAACUGUGGGAGUUGGCUGAAAGCCUGGACUUGCUGGAGGACCAGAGCACUGAUGCCAUCAUGCAGCUGCUUGCAGAGGUGGAUGAGCUCAGAUUGACCCCAGGAGGGAGCAGUGAGACAGAUCUGCAGCCCCUGAGUGAGGCUGGCUCCCUUGGGACAGAGCAGGGAGGGAGCUUGGCUCCAGAUGUGCAACCCCUGGAUCAGGUUGAUAAACCAGAGUUAGUGGAAAUGGUGGAGGCAGAGGACUCCUGGACAGACACACAACUGCAUGAGGGUGCCAGCCCAGAACCCCCCCAGGGAGGGGGAGACCAUGCAGCUGUACAUCUCCUGGAGGAGGCUGAGGAUGGGGAACAAGGGCAGGACAAGCACAGGCUGCCACACGAGCCUGUGCUUGAUCUGCAGGGAGAAGGGGCUGGUGCAGGCGUGCAGCCCCCUGAGGAGGCUGUGAUCCUGGACGCAUUGGAGAUUCAGAGAACUGAUGCAAAUGUGCAGCUGCUUACAGAGGCAGAGGAGCUCAAACCAACCUCAGCAGGGAGCACAGAGGCAGAUCUGGCACGCUUGGGUGCAACUGGGAUGUGGGAAGGCGAGCAGAGCCAGCCUCCUGGUUUGGAGGCAGGUCUGCGUGCAGCUCACGCCGCAGACACGUGGGAGGGAGCUGCUGGUGCACGUGUGUCCCCUCCACUUGAGGCUGCUUCCCAUCCUGAGUGUGCCGCUGCUGCUGAGGGUCCUGGUCUGGAAGUAAAGCUGGGAGCACUCACUGGUCCUCAUGGGCAGAUCCUGGAGGACACCCAGACACUGGAAUUACCACAGGGAGAGAGAGCUGCUGCAGAUGGGAGGCUUCUGGAUGGAGCUCAAGGUCUGGAGGUGGUACAGGGAGAGAGGCUGGAGGUGGGGGUGAGUUUAGUUGAAACUCAGGGUCUAGGGCUAAAGCAGGGCCGUGAUGAUGGUGCGUUUGAGCUGGCCUCCCUGGUCUUCGAGGAGCCAUUACAAAUCAGCACACUAAAGCUGGAAACGAUGAUGCAGAAGGAUGUUCUUAUUCCAGAUGUGCGGCGGCUAGGCACUUCGGGACAGGCAGUCCAAAGCGAGCUUCAGAAGCAGGUCUUGGCACAGGCAGAUAAGGUGAGGCUUCACACUGCUUCCCAGCAGCUGAAGGAGAAGCCACUGCAUGUGAUGGAAACAGAGCAGGUAGCUACCGGACCUGCUGAACCUCCAAAACAAGAGAUGCCACCAGCAUCAACCCUUCACAUGAGGGUCCAACAGGAGGAAGAUGCUGGGGAUGACCAGCUGGGGAUGGUCCUUGGAGACAGCUCACUGAGGGAUGCAGACAACAGCAGCAUGCAGCCUCAAAAGCAACACUUGGGAGAACAGAGUGAAGACCUUAAUGUUGAUCAAUGGGAGAAGAAGCAAGAAGUUGGGUGGAAAACGAGCCAGAAAGGUGAGCCCAGCCCAGGAAAGCCAGGGGCUGUGACUGCAGAUGGGGGAGGACCUGCCCCAAGGGGUUCUCCUGAAGCCUCCCUGGAGCCAGACCACCUCUACAACGUGCUGUUCGUCGGGGACUCCCACGUGGGCAAAACAUCAUUCCUGUACCGGCUGCACGCCGACACCUUCAACCCGCACCUCACUGCCACAGUAGGACUGGAUUAUCAGGUCAAAAACCUCAUCGUGGACAACAAGCGCUUUGCUCUCCGCCUGUGGGACUCGGCCGGUCAAGAAAGGUACCACAGUAUGACCAAGCAGUUCUUCCGGAAGGCGGAUGGCGUUGUGCUGAUGUACGAUAUCACAUCGGAGUACUCCUUCUCGGAUGUGCGGUACUGGCUGAGCUGCAUCCAGGAAGGAGCAGAAGACGGAGUUGCUAUUCUGCUUCUUGGGAACAAAACCGACUGUGCUGAAGACAGAAAGGUCCCUACAGAGGAGGGGGAACGCUUGGCCAAGGAGCAUCAGCUCAUGUUUUACGAAUGCAGUGCUGCCUCGGGCCACAAUGUCUUGGAAUCCAUGGUCAGCUUAAUCAGGUUGCUCAAAGUUCGUGAAGAUGAAUUGAAAAAUAAAGCAGCAGAGGUACCAAAGCCACCCCAGAAGAAAAAGGGCUGCUGCUAGUGAUGGACAGACCCCCCUGCCUCCAUGAUCUGAAACUGCAGCAACAGCCAGAAAAGCAUAAAAAUAGCCCUCAGACACCAUCUCUGCUCCCCAUGUGUCUGCCUUGCCUGAUCUCCCUCAGAUGCUGAGAGCAAAAGCUGCUGCAGAGGAGCUGGCUGCCACCCGGCCCCUUCCCCGCUCAUCUCCUGCCAUUAUCCCAGAGCACAUAAGCCCUCCAAAAUACUUGUUGGGAAACUUUGCCACUUUCUUUUGGAGACAAAGAACAGACUAAGGAAAGAGGCAGGAAAGGAAUGCAGCUGGAUCUGAGAUGCUGGAACUAUACUGCAAACAGCAGGGAGCAAAACCGUGUCUUGGGAUAAAAGAAAUGAAUACCAGGAGUCACCCGAAGACCAGUGUAUAAAACAAGGGGGGGUUAGGGCCAUCGGUGCUGCCAUGCAGUGGUGACUUUUGCUCUGGCUUUGCAAUCUGAUCGGAUUUGA